AUGGCCGUCCUCAAAUACGUCAACAAGCUCCAAGGCCACCGAGUCCUGCUCCUCGGCGGCUCUUCCGGCGUAGGCUUCUGCGUUGCCGAAGCGGCCCUCGAACACGGAGCCCAAGUCGUCAUCAGCAGCUCCAACCAGUCCAGGCUGGACAAGGCCGUCUCUCGCCUCAAGGAGCACAUCAAGGCGGCCAACCUCGGAGACGCGGACAAGCUGGUAUCUGCCAAGACGUGCGACCUCGGAAACCCCGCCACCAUUGAAGAAAACGUUGUACAGCUCUUGGAAUUCGCUACCAAGGAUGGGAAGCUCGACCAUGUGGUCCACACGGCUGGCGAUGCUCUAAACGUCGGCGGUCUUGCCGACAUAACCAUUGAGAAAAUCAACGCCAUUUUUCAAGUCCGAAACAACGCCGCCAUCAUCCUCGCAAAGUACUUGAGCAAGUACGUCAACCAGGGGGUGAAAAGCUCAUACAUCCUGACUGGCGGGACAAUCACCUGGCGUCCGCUGCCCAACUGGUCCGUCGUGGCCGCCGUCGGAGGCGCCACCGAAGCCCUUUCGCGGGGUCUUGCGGUCGAUCUGCGGCCGGUGAGAUGCAACUGUGUGGUGCUCGGCGCCGUUGAAACGGAGCUGCUCGACUCGGUUCCAGCGGACCAGAGGAAGGCAUUGCUGGACAGCUUCAGGAAGGACUCCAUCACGGGCACGGUUGCUUCGCCUCAAGAAGUAGCGGAGGCGUAUGUCUAUUUGAUGAAGGAUUCUUACGCCACGGGGGCGGUUGUUGAGACUACUGGAGGUCGUCUUGUUGGCGAUUCCAAGACUUGGGUGCCGAGUUAA
Molecule: messenger RNA, 828 nt
Organism: Trichoderma aggressivum f. europaeum
Lineage: Eukaryota; Fungi; Ascomycota; Sordariomycetes; Hypocreales; Hypocreaceae
Exons: 1
Coding region: 1-828 (275 amino acids)
Molecular function (GO): oxidoreductase activity
Source: RefSeq, a predicted model, not a curated record